CGCCAGUGCCAUAUAGUAUGCAGCAACCGAAGGAGUCACGUUGGGGGAACGGCAGAAAGCAGCUAUCCUUUUACACUACUUUGCUCUAGCAGCUAUCUUAAUGAUUGCAAGUGCGGCGGACAUCAAGCAGGAGAAUGGGAUGGAAAGCGCCUCGGAAGGGCAAGAGGCGCCGCGAGAAGUGGCGGGGGGCGCGGCCGCGGGGCUGAGCCCCCCGGCUCCAGCCCCUUUCCCCCUGGAGCCGGGGGACGCCGUGGCCGCCGCCGCCAGGGUGAGCGGAGAGGAAGGGGCAGUGGCGGCGGCGGCGGCCGGAGCGGCGGCGGAUCAGGUACAACUCCACUCGGAACUUCUAGGCAGGCACCACCACGCCGCGGCCGCCGCCGCCGCUGCGCAGACCCCACUGGCCUUCUCGCCAGACCAUGUCGCCUGCGUGUGCGAGGCGCUGCAGCAGGGGGGCAACCUGGACCGCCUGGCCCGGUUCCUGUGGUCCCUGCCCCAGAGCGACCUGCUACGUGGCAACGAGAGCCUGCUGAAGGCGCGGGCGCUGGUGGCCUUCCACCAGGGCAUCUACCCUGAGCUCUACAGCAUCCUCGAGAGCCACAGCUUCGAGUCGGCCAACCACCCGCUGCUGCAGCAGCUCUGGUACAAGGCGCGCUACACCGAGGCCGAGCGAGCCCGCGGCCGGCCGCUGGGCGCGGUGGACAAGUACCGGCUGCGCAGGAAAUUCCCCCUGCCCCGCACCAUCUGGGACGGCGAGGAGACGGUGUAUUGUUUCAAGGAGAAGUCGCGCAACGCGCUCAAGGAGCUCUACAAGCAGAAUCGCUACCCUUCGCCCGCCGAGAAGCGGCACCUGGCCAAGAUCACCGGCCUCUCCCUCACCCAGGUCAGCAACUGGUUCAAAAACCGCCGGCAGCGCGAUCGGAACCCCUCUGAGACCCAGUCCAAAAGUGAGUCAGAUGGCAAUCCCAGCACUGAAGAUGAAUCCAGCAAGGGCCAUGAGGAUUUGUCUCCUCAUCCACUCUCCGGUUCAUCAGAUGGUGUCACCAACCUCAGCCUUUCCAGUCACAUGGAGCCAGUAUAUAUGCAACAAAUUGGAAAUACGAAGAUAUCAUUAAGCUCCUCUGGAGUUUUGUUGAAUGGAAGCUUGGUACCUGCAAGUACUUCACCUGUCUUCCUUAAUGGUAAUUCUUUCAUUCAGGGACCCAAUGGAGUUAUCCUUAAUGGAUUAAAUGUGGGAAAUACACAGACAGUAUCACUAAACCCAACAAAAGUGGCAUCAAAUAUUGCAAGUAAUGGUAUAUCCAUGACUGACAUACUGGGGUCUACCUCUCAGGAUGUGAAGGAAUUCAAAGUCCUCCAGAGUUCUUCAGCUAACUCAGAAGCCACCACUUCCUACAGCCCCAGUGCCCCUGUGUCAUUCCCAGGGCUGAUACCCAGCACUGAGGUGAAAAGAGAAGGCACUCAAACAGUGGCUUCCCAGGACGGAGGUUCUAUAGUGACGUUUACUACACCAGUGCAAAUUAACCAGUAUGGCAUUGUCCAGAUCCCCAAUUCCGGAGUAAAUGGCCAGUUCCUUAAUGGGAGCAUUGGAUUCUCUCCACUGCAGCUGCCUCCUGUCUCAGUGGCAGCUUCACAAGGUAAUAUUUCAGUAAAUUCAAGCACUUCAGAUGGGAGCACAUUUACAAGUGAGUCCACCACAAUCCAGCAAGGAAAGGUUUUCUUGAGCUCUCUUGCUCCCAGUGCAGUGGUAUAUACUGUUCCUAAUUCAGGCCAGACUAUAGGAUCUGUUAAACAGGAGGGCUUGGAGAGGAGUUUGGUAUUUUCUCAGUUGAUGCCUGUCAAUCAGAAUGCACAAGUAAAUGCGAACCUGUCUUCUGAGAAUAUCUCGGGGAGUGGCCUCCAUCCACUAGCCUCCUCAUUAGUUAAUGUAUCCCCAACUCACAAUUUUUCCCUGACUUCCCCUACCCUACUAAAUCCCACUGAGCUAAACCCUGACAUUGCUGAUAGCCAGCCAAUGUCUGCACCUGUGGCAAGCAAAUCUACUGUGACAUCUGUCAGCAACACUAACUAUGCAACUCUUCAGAACUGCUCCCUUAUUACCAGUCAAGAUCUAUUGUCAGUCCCCAUGACCCAGGCUACCCUUGGGGAAAUAGUUCCUACAGCUGAAGACCAGGUGAGUCACCCCUCCCCAGCAGUACACCAAGAUUUUGUCAGAGAGCAUCGCUUGGUUCUGCAAUCUGUAGCUGACAUAAAAGAGAAUUUCUUAACAAAUUCUGAGGGCAAAGCAACAGGCAACUUAAUGAUGCUGGACUCCAAAUCUAAGUAUGUCCUGGAGGGCAUGGUUGAGACUGUCUGUGAAGAUCUGGAAACCGACAAAAAAGAGCUUGCCAAGCUCCAAACUGUCCAAUUGGAUGAAGAUAUGCAAGACUUAUAAACUUUAUUGCCCCCAACCUUUUUUUUUUCUUCUGUCAUCAGCAGGCAAAUCUUUUCACAAAGCCCUGAGGACAUAAAGCAUUUUUCCAUUUAAAGGGAAACACUAGUUUUGCAAGUAAAUGCAUUCAAGAGACUUAGAGUUGAUCUGCAUGAAGAUCACAGUUAAAAUAUACAGGAGUAGAACUGCAUUACUGCAGCCUUUUUGUUCACAGAUGUUCUUUCCUAAAUAGAUGAAGACAAUGCAACAAGAUGAAAUGUAUCAAGUCAAAGUGUAUCAUUUGGUUGACUUAAUAUAAUUCUAAGGUCAAAUGGGACUUGAUAAAUAGUUUUUUAAAUUAAAAAUGCAUACAACUGACAUGGAAAAUUAAAUAUUGCUACAGAGCUUAGAAACAAUACAAACAAUUCUUUUUGUUUACUUUUCCUCCAUGGGCAUUGAUAAGGUUAGGAAGCAUAAAUGGUACUCCACAUUAUAUUUUAAGGGUAUAUUUUUGAAUAUAUGUAUUUCUGUUUUUCAGCAUUUUUGUGAGUCUUGGUUUGUCUCUGUACAUUUCCAAAUGUGAUUGCAAGUAGUUCAGUGGGGCUGAGAAAGUUUGCAACUCCACUAAAAACUCAAACUUCAGUAUGAGUGUAAAUAUAUUAGUCCUGUAAGCAAGUAUUGAGUAAUUAUAGUGAAUUUUAUUUAUGCUGUAUAUAUGUUUCUCUUAUACUUCGGACACUAGGAAUUGAAAAGGAAGAUGUUUUCUUACUGUUUAAUUUAUUUUAUUGUUCGAACAGGAAGUGAACAGUUAUUUCCAAGAAAGUUUUACUUUUUGUAGGAUUUUAAAAGUAAUGAUUUUUAUCAGGAGUCAAUUAAGGUCAAUAUUUAUAACACUGAAACAGGCAAUCUAACUCCCAAUAUUGGAAUUUCGGUACUUUUUUUCACACCCUUGUUCUUUAUUUAGCAAUCCAAUUCAUUUAAAUAUUUUUUUCUAUAGAAUUCUAUGUGCCUUUUUACCUUGUGGCCUUUUUAUUAUUCUUACUAAGGUACAAAAGUGUCAACAGAAGCACUGAUGGCUCUUUUCUACUAUCUAACAGGGUUAAUUACACCACAGAAUUGCUUUAAAUCUAAAGAAUUAAGUUUCAAUUGUAUUUUUAUGUAUAAUGUUUAUGAUGCAAAUAGAUGAACAACUGAUUAUUGUUGAUGCUUGUCAUUACAAUGAAAAAUAGCAACAAUUAUAGACUACCAUGUAAAAUUAAUCCUGUAGGCUAUGAAACCAACCCUCUUAAAGAAAGAAUAUAAAUUCUAUUGAGCACAUUCUGUCCUAUUGAAAUACUUAGUUCUCAAUGUUUGGAAUCAGUUGUUACAUUAUGACAUAUGACUGUUGUUUGCACUAUAUUAUCAUGUCUUCUUUAAAAGUAAAUCAUUUUUGGUUUCUCUAAGAAGCUUGUUUGAUAAUGUUGUGAGCUGUGGUAGUUUUUAUUAGGACUGAAUACAAGAUGUUAAACUACAACACAUUUAUGUAGUGAGUAAAGUCUCUGGUCCUCGCAAAACAAGAAAAGUGAGAAGUGGUCUCUUGAGAGAUGACUUAACAUUGUUGAACAUAAAGAUGUUACCACGUCUUGCUUUUUUUAAGAUCAGAACAAAGGGUCCAUUGAGAUCUCUACAUGCCAAGCAGCUGAGCAUGUUGAAAAAGGGCCGUAGAGGGUUUAACUUACGUUGUUAUUGCAGAUGGAACUUGCAGGCAUAGGUAAAGAGCCCUGUGAAGAAUUCCUCUCCCAUAAUUUUGAUAAAGAACUUAGAUCCCAUCUUUCAUUAGUGGAUGUUCCUAAACUGCUGAAACUACAUGUUUUUUGUUGGUCUUUUUUUACAAAGUCAGCUAGGUGUUUAUUAGAGUUCUCUUCCACUCCACCACUACUUAUACAGAUUGUUUCUUCCCUUUGGGUAGGUAGUGAUCAUGUUAUUGAGAUUAGUUACAUGAUUCUAGAGUGUAGUUUACAUGAAAAUUGUUUUCCACUUGAUUACUCUGAUCCUAAAAAAAAGAGUUUGUUAGUUACUUAAGACUACCCAUCCAAUAAGGGAGAUGGGAAGGUUUAGAAAGUUAUAUAUAUUAUAUAUAUAACUGGAAAAGUUCUUUAUGUCUUCCAAAAAUAUAAUAAGCCUUUUAUGCACCAUUCUUCCUCUUUUCUCCCUUAAGAAAAAGAAAAGAUAGCACAAAACUUAAGACUUACCGAGGAAACCCAUUCAUAUUCCCAACAAGAUGUAAUUAUACCCCUACAAUUAUUGCAGGUAGCUACACAAUAUACCAGGUAAGAAUCAGUGCACAUUAUAAAGAACUAUUGUUCUUUUCUAUUCUUAUUCAGUAAAAUAAGCCCAUAUACAUGUGAAUGAAAUAAGGUAAACCCAUGAUCUCCUUGCACAGAAUUGCAAAUGUUUUUUGCAAUCCCAAGGGCCAGACUCAAAACUUGGAGUUCAUGUAGCAGAAUUUCUCUCUUACAUAAACCAGUGCUUGAAGAUGCUGCAAAUGACCCUCUAAUGAUGCCCAAAGAGGAAUCAGAAUAGGGGUGAAUAACUCUCCCUGCAAAUGCCAGCCACUGCUGCUGGUUGUGGGAUUUUUGGUGUGAAGCUAUCUAUGCACUCUAUUAGCCAGAAUUUGGCAUUUAGCUCUUAGUUACAUCCAGUUAAAGUACAGUCUCUCAUUUGGAGAAGGUGCAUUUGUUCCUUAAGCAAGAGCACCUGUGUGGUACUGCUUUUAUAGCUCAUGUAUAUUUAUAAUAAUGAAAAGACUGAAUUGUACAUGUUUCAGUGCCUUUCUUGUUUUAUGAAAGGCAGGUAGAUGUUAUAGCCAUAGAUAAAAAUCUGUAGUUAAAUUGCACACUGACCUUAAAUCUCCCUGUAUAUGCCCUUGCAUCUUGCAUGUUAAACGUUGGAUUAUUGGGCAUGUGUUGCAGUCUGCCCUGCUACAUGUCAGACAAGUGUGCAUUAGGACAUAGCCAGAAUUCUUUAAAAUGUUUUUGACAGAUCAUCUCAUCAUAAGAAUAUAAAUAAUUCAGGAGAGUUGUGGGAAAAAGAAUUACAUUUACAAAAGAUGUUUCAAAGUCUUCCUAGAAAUUAGAUAAUAGAGCUUAAUAGUUAUUUUGUAUCUAGUUGAUACAUUUCAUGUUAAUAUUACCACCAUACAUUCUAUUAAUCAAAAUGAUAUAGCAUGUGACUUUUGGCUUUCAGGGUUCUCAAAAAAUUUGUAUUUUGUUGCAUGUACUGUAUGUUUAGAGGCAACCAGUUAUAUACUCACUAUGGUUUUACUGUGCCUUACACAAAGGAAAUCUAUACAGAAUGUAUAUCAUGGGGUGGGGUAACAGAGUCUUUACUGCACUGUUAGGUGAUGGCACACAGAGCAUGUCCCAGAACAUUUCUGUGCUUAAUUACCCAACCAAAGAGAUCUAAAGUAUGUAUGUUGUACUGUAAUAGGGGUUUAUGCCUGGACAAUUGUUUUAUUUGUUUUCUGAAAUGAUGUGAACUUAUUUUUCUAAACACUAUGCUAAAUAAACUUUAUAUUUAUACAUAUA
Manis javanica (Malayan pangolin) is the source of this 5973-nucleotide messenger RNA. RefSeq names its product SIX homeobox 4 (gene SIX4). Gene Ontology annotation, cellular component: transcription regulator complex; nucleus. The record is from RefSeq and is a predicted model, not a curated record. Gene Ontology annotation, molecular function: DNA-binding transcription factor activity, RNA polymerase II-specific; RNA polymerase II cis-regulatory region sequence-specific DNA binding. Gene Ontology annotation, biological process: regulation of transcription by RNA polymerase II. NCBI's taxonomy places the organism in Eukaryota, Metazoa, Chordata, Mammalia, Pholidota, Manidae.